AUGGCCGCGGCGACCGACGAGACCGUCUACAUUCUCCUUCGCAGGGAGGGAAUGACGACGACUAUCCUCAGCGCCUUCGUUGACCUGCAGGACGCCAACGAAGAAUGCCUUCACCACGCCAGGCUUGGAGGCAUCCCGCUGACCAGAGAGUCAGGGUCGGUGGGGCCUGAAGAGACGCACAACCUUCCCAUUCAGCCGGUGCGAUGGGAUGCGCCCGAGGGCACGUCGUGCUGGGUUGAAGGGCACAAGCUGAUGCCGAGGAGGGUGAUGCCGAGGACGACAGACGUGCCCAUCCCAUCAACGCGGGACUUGGAGUAA
Messenger RNA from Drechmeria coniospora, 318 nucleotides. RefSeq lists its product as uncharacterized. Bases 1 to 318 code for a protein of 105 amino acids. Lineage: Eukaryota; Fungi; Ascomycota; Sordariomycetes; Hypocreales; Ophiocordycipitaceae. The transcript has a single exon. The record is from RefSeq and is a predicted model, not a curated record.